CGCUGCGGGACAGAAGCGCCGCCUGCGUCUCUUGUGGUCCUCCGGGAGAGAUCGGCUGCUUUGCUCAUCGGCUGCUGCUGCUGCUGCUGCUGCUGCACCACCACCACCAUGGACAUCGCGAUCCACCACCCCUGGAUGCGCCGACCCUUCGGCUUCCCUUCGCUUUUCCCGACCCGGCUCUUCGACCAGAGGUUCGGUGAGGGGCUGCUGGAGAGCGAUUUGUUUUCAGCCACGCUCAGCCCUUGCUACAUGCGAGCGCCAAGCUUGCAGAUGCCGCAGAUGCCUCCCAUGCCGGCCAUGCCCCCCAUGCCGGACACGGGGCUCUCCGAGGUGAAGAUGGACAAAGACAAGUUCUCUGUGUUGCUGGAUGUGAAGCAUUUUUCUCCCGAUGAGUUGAGCGUGAAGGUGGUGGGUGAUCACAUUGAGGUCCAUGCCAAGCACGAAGAACGCCCGGACGAACAUGGCUACAUCUCUCGGGAGUUCCAUCGCCGCUACAUGAUCCCCAAGGGGGUCGAUCCAGCAGCGAUCACCUCGGCCCUGUCUCCAGAUGGUGUGCUCUCCAUCACUGCACCCACUACCCCGGCCCUCCCUGGAACGGAGCGCACCAUUCCCAUCAGCCGCCAGGAGAAGCCGGCUGUCACGGGGAAAUAACCGGGUGGCCGCUUAGGCGGGCUUUUGCUUCCUGUUGUCGCCAGCAGUCAGCAUCUUGGACCUGCCCUCCCCUCGCUUGUAGCUACAAGGGCUAUUCCCUCAGAGCCUCAAAGGAAGUGGCAUUUCCUGCUCCCCCACUUCCUGCUGGGGGGUCUUGAUGGCAGAGACUCUAGGGCAGUAUUCUGUCCGGGUGCUUCCCCUGCAGUUGAGUAGGAUCUUCCGGGAGCAGAAAUGGGGCCUUUCAUUCUGGUUAGGAGUGCUCCUCUGUUACAGGUUCACUUUGUACCACUGUGCUGAAUUCCUCGCUUUCGGAUAAAUACAGAUCCUUGGUUACAUGUAUUUGCUUUACAAACCAAAAGGCUGUAGCAAAACCCAGUAUGGAUACUAAUAAAUUUGAUGUAACUGCC
Messenger RNA from Hemicordylus capensis (graceful crag lizard), 1058 nucleotides. It is a transcript of the gene HSPB6, whose product is annotated as heat shock protein family B (small) member 6. The coding region runs from base 109 to 651 and encodes 180 amino acids. Gene Ontology annotation, molecular function: protein folding chaperone; structural constituent of eye lens. Lineage: Eukaryota; Metazoa; Chordata; Lepidosauria; Squamata; Cordylidae. The record is from RefSeq and is a predicted model, not a curated record. Gene Ontology annotation, biological process: protein refolding; response to heat. The transcript has 3 exons.